AUGGGACCUGGAAUGGGAGAUAGUAUUUUUUGUCCCUUGGGCUUUCAUGGUGACCGCUGUGAAUUCUACCCCUUCACAGGCCAGUGCCAGAAUGGGACCAUCUGGAAUGGAAAAGAGUGUGUCUGUGCCCAAGGCUUCUUCGGUUACCAAUGCAAGUCCCUUGUGGACUCCUUCUUCCUAGAAAUCCCAGAAAUAAUCAAUGCCACUUUAGGUGUGACAGUGAAAGUGACUAACAAGAAUUUCACAAAAGAUCUGAAUAACAUAUCCUCCCCAGAAUACUGGAAUUUCACUCAACUAUUCAAGAGUCAGAUGGAUAAAGCUUACAUGGGCAAAGACUUUCCUCAGUACAGAGGCGUGAUCAUUAGGAGACUGUUCAAUGGCAGUGUCGUGGUGGAACAUGACGUCAUCAUGGAGGCAAACUACACUUCAGAGUUUGACAAACUAUUUGCAAACCUCUCUAAACUCAUAAAGGUCAAGAUUAUGAAUGAGACCAAAAGGCUAUCUGGUGAUUCUGAAGAGUGCAGAGCCUCCUCACAUCUGUGCUUCAGUGAGGAAGCCACCAUCGUGAGCGAGAACGUGAUGCUGGGGUUUGACUUGAAGGAGCAAUGCACUCAGAAGGCUGCGAAGGACUAUGCCCAGUUCUACUUUGUGGAUGAGCUGGAUGGGAAGCUGGCCUGUGUGACCAAAUGCACCUCGGGGACGAAGCUGCAACUCAACUGUAAUGAAGGAGAAUGCCAGCUGCAACGCAGUGGCCCCCGCUGCCUAUGCCCAACCUCGGACACACACUGGUACUGGGGAGAGACGUGUGCAUUGAGCACCAGCAAGAGCCUGGUGUACGGGAGUGUGGGGGCCGUGGGAGCACUGCUGGUGGUCAUGGUGGUGAUCCUGACUGUCUUCCUUGGUCGAUCCCAGAGAAAACUGCACAGGCAAGAAUACAAUUUGUGGCAAGGAGAAGAUCUUCCUGGCGGCUUCCAGAACACAGGCAUCUGGGAAGAUGAGAAUCUGAAGGAAGACAGAUUCGCCCUUGAAAACAUCUACAGCCAUUUCCAGCCCUCUCUGGAGAACGUUGACCCUACUACAGAGCUCCACAUCCAGAGGCCCAGGGUCCUGACAACUGCUCAGUGAGUGAGACAAGAGGCUCCCACCGCUCAUUCAGAUUUGGACAAGACAGCAGAUAAGAUCCCACGACAGCGCUACUCCCCACUUCCCCUGUUGGUCCAAAGGAAACUGACAUCAGGGCCUGAGGUGGCCCGGCUCAGAGCUGGUGGGCUUGGUCUGGGCCCUGCUGUGAACCCCCCUCUGCUUUCUCACACUCCGUCCAGGAGCCCAAGGUCUGCCCAGACACCCUGACAUCAUUGUUUGCUCCAGAGAUGCCCCACUCUGGAAUUCCCCCUCCCCCCAAUAAAAGAGCUAGGCUUAAAGUAGA
Messenger RNA from Neofelis nebulosa (Clouded leopard), 1426 nucleotides. It is a transcript of the gene MUC12, whose product is annotated as mucin 12, cell surface associated. NCBI's taxonomy places the organism in Eukaryota, Metazoa, Chordata, Mammalia, Carnivora, Felidae. The transcript is spliced from 10 exons. The record is from RefSeq and is a predicted model, not a curated record. The coding region runs from base 1 to 1125 and encodes 374 amino acids.